Onychomys torridus (southern grasshopper mouse) is the source of this 1496-nucleotide messenger RNA. RefSeq names its product peroxiredoxin like 2A (gene Prxl2a). The transcript has 6 exons. NCBI's taxonomy places the organism in Eukaryota, Metazoa, Chordata, Mammalia, Rodentia, Cricetidae. The record is from RefSeq and is a predicted model, not a curated record. Bases 149 to 805 code for a protein of 218 amino acids.
UGAGCUGCGCAGGCGCGCCGGGUCCCAGGGCCCUCCAGUGAGCUCCAGCGGAGAAGGCUGGCAGGAGGCACCUGCGUCCGCUGGAGCCGAGGCCCGUGACGUCCACGGAGGCGGGGUCCUCGGGGCUCAGGACCCAGGUUUCUUCACCAUGGGUAUGUGGUCCAUUGGUGCAGGGGCCCUGGGGGCUGCCGCUCUGUCGCUCCUCCUGGCCAACACAGAUGUGUUCCUGUCCAAGCCCCGGAAAGCAGAGCUGGAAUAUUUGGAAGACAUAGACCUGAAAACACUGGAGAAAGAACCAAGGACAUUCAAAGCAAAGGAGCUGUGGGAGAGGAAUGGGGCUGUGAUUAUGGCUGUGCGAAGGCCAGGCUGUUUCCUCUGUCGAGCGGAGGCAGCAGACUUGUCCUCCCUGAAGCCCAAGUUGGAUGAACUAGGUGUCCCUCUCUAUGCUGUGGUGAAGGAGCAGGUUGGGUCAGAAGUGAAGGACUUCCAGCCUUACUUCAAAGGGGAAAUCUUCCUGGAUGAAAAGAAAAAAUUCUAUGGUCCUGAGAGGAGGAAGAUGAUGUUCAUGGGCCUCAUCCGUUUGGGUGUGUGGUACAACUCCUUCCGGGCCUGGAAUGGAGGCUUCUCUGGAAACCUGGAAGGUGAAGGCUUCAUCCUCGGAGGGGUUUUUGUGAUGGGACCUGGAAAACAGGGCAUUCUCCUUGAGCACCGAGAAAAGGAAUUUGGAGACAAAGUGAACCCACUCUCUGUUCUGGAAGCUGUAAAGAAGAUCAAGCCACAGACUCCAGCCUCAGGGAAAAACUGAUCACGUACAACAGCUGGCUGGGGGAGAAUGGGGCCUGCACAUGUGUUCACUGGAUGAACUGUGCUUCCACAUGGCCCCAAGAGCUAGGAGCCAUUGUACCAUAUUCACUAGGGAUUGAUGAUAUACUAAUAUUGUCUUCUGUGUAGGCCCAGUAAGGCAAAUGGGUCCCAUACAAAACUGAUUAAAACCUAGCAAAUCAGUGAGAGUUAUUUGAAGAGAGAUCUAGAAAAUCCAAGGCUUAAAGUUGACUGCUACACCUCCUUUCAAAUGUAUAUAGCCUGAUUGCUGGUAUUUGAAGUGAAUCUUUAAAUCCAAAAUCUAAGAAAAAUGGAGCUAAGAAACAGCUCAGUGAUAGGACAUUUACCUCACAUGCACAAGGCCCUGGGUUGGAUCCACAGACACACACACACACACACACACACACACACACACACACACACACACUUCUAAGAAAAGUGGAUGAUUGACUUGAUCAUUAGACACUAUAAGGCUUUUGUUUGGUGUGUUUUCUGUUAACAAUUUGUUAUGUAAUGUCAAAGGACCACAUACUGCAAUUGCUGUGUUCCAGGAUCGUUUGAUAAAGGUAAAUUACAAUGUGAAGUUUCUUGUGGUCUUCCAUUCUGAACUCCGAGAUUUGUUCCACUGGAAAACUGUCACCUCUGGCUCUAAUAAAAGUAUGCAUCCGAAAUCA